This is a messenger RNA of Plasmodium coatneyi, 3777 nucleotides long. Its product is annotated as SICA antigen. NCBI's taxonomy places the organism in Eukaryota, Apicomplexa, Aconoidasida, Haemosporida, Plasmodiidae. The record is from RefSeq and is a predicted model, not a curated record. The transcript has 6 exons. Bases 1 to 3777 code for a protein of 1258 amino acids.
AUGAAAUGUACGGAGAAUACAUAUAAAAAUAUUAUUCCUAAUUUACAGACACAAUUAUUCCUAAAAAUAGGGAAGUGGAUUCAAGAAAUUGUUAAAGGAAUGACGAAGAAGUAUGAUAAGGAUGUAAUUACUGAAGCAACAUGUGAAAACAUAGGCGAGACAGAUCAGGAGAAAAAAGUAUGCACAUUCAUAUUGCAGAAUUUAUGGAAAAUAAAAGAAAUGAGCAAAAUUCCAUGUGAAAGCAGAAGUGCUGAGGAAGUAUUGAGGGAUUAUGUGCACUGCACGACACUGAACUUAUGGAGAGCCAUGUACAUAUCUGAUCACUGUGAUAAGAACCGUGUUGUGGAGAAUGUAUACAAUGCAAUGAAGAGUAUGGGCGCAACAUUUAGUAGGCCGGGUACAUGUAAUGUGUGUGAAUAUAAGGAGUUAGGUGCUAUGGAUAUAGUGAAUGGUAAUCUCAAUGUGCUGAACACUAUUUAUAGUUCUAUAAAGGGAAAUAAUGAAGUUAUGAAUUUAAUAAAUACAAACAUAACACCUCAGAAACAAUGUCCGGGGCAGGAUGAUCCUCUAACCAAAUUAGGUCUUUCGGGUAAUAGUAAUAACGGUAUGAGGACUUCAGGUCUAAGAACAACAAUGAAUGAUCACCAACAAUCAAAUCAACAACCUUCGAACGAAGCAGGGAAUGUUGCACGUAGUGCAGAACCUGGAUCAAACAAUAAAACUUUCAAUGGUUUUCAAAGUGGGGGGGAAUAUGUAUUUACUCUCACGCGAGGAAAACCGAGCGGAAUGACAAUAACGCCUGUUGCAGGUGGAGGGUCAAUAGAACAUGGUGGUGCCGUAAUUAUGACAUUCGGUACAGAUGCAGCUCUUCCGGGCACUGAUGAUAUGUCGAAUGGAGUGAUUCCAGUGUCAACAACAAGAAGUCCAACAGGAUCACCAGGAGAUGGGCAAAAAACAAGUCUUUCACUAGAACCGAAUGUAGAAGUGGGGCCUAUGGGGGAUCCAUUUACAGAUUUCCUAGUAAAAUGGAUAGAAAGAAGGGGCAUUUGGGAUGAUGAGGGAUUCAAAAAAAUAUGGGAUGAUUUAAGAGGAAUGUCAGAAAAACUAAUAAAUGCGUUGAGUAAGGAGGAUGAAAUAAUAAAAGAGUUCUGUGAGAACGACCUGGAAGAUGAAAUUCAAAUUGAGGAUAACCAUAAAUCAAUGUGCAAGAAUUUAAUGAAAAUAUUUUAUUUUAUGCAAGGGUUAAGAACAGAGGGUAUGGAUGGAGUAAAGGGAAAUGAAGAGGAAGAGAAGGAAAAGGCAUUUAUGAGGUGUAUUGUAGGAUCUGUAGCCAUGUUCAAAGUAUUCAAGAAGUACUGCUGGUUCGAAGAUUAUUUGGACUACGCAUUAAGAGUAACAGAACCACAGAGGGCAGCAUUGGGGGUUCCUGACAGUUAUGGAAAAUGUGCAUGGAUGAAUUUCGAAGAAGUAAGAAUAGGAACAAAACUAAUUGGGGAAAGAGUAGCGCAAUGGAUUGAAGAGAAAGAAUCCGUUGUUGCAGGCUAUGGGAAUCUAAGCAAAACUAAUAAUGCACCGUGGUGCAUGAAUUCAAGGGUUACCAAAGAAAAAAAAAAGAAUAAGGAAAAGGGAGAAAAUAGAGCACAGGAAUGGACAGAAGGGAAGGAAAUGAAGGAAGUGCAGGAAGUAGUGGAAAAUGGAACAUAUAUAACAGGGGAAAGUCAAAAGAAUUUAUUCCUUAAAAUAAAGGAAGGGAAAUUGCAGGGUAUUAAUAAAAUUGAAGAGGAAAUAAACAAAGAAAUACAGAGACAAAGAACCCCACCACCAAGCAUCCUCACAGGGGAAUGUGCAAGUGCAAAUUUUGAGGAGGGGGAGGAAGCACAGUGGGAUGAGCUGUUCACGAAGUUCUCCAAUAAUCCAACUGAGAAGGAAGAUAGUAAGGACUAUAAGUACAGUAAACUAGAGAUGUUGUUUCCUUGGUGUGAUGAAAUUAAGGAUGAGGACAAAGGUAAUAUGGGCAGGUACCAAGAAUUUUGCAAAGUUCUGUUAAAGAACUUACUGAUGGUGAAUAAUAACCCAUAUUAUUGUGAAAAAAAUAGUUCCACACACACGGGCCAAAGGAAAGCAUGCGUAGGGAAGUGCGAUUUAUUAAAUAUCUGGUUAAUGUAUGUGAGAGAUCAUUGUGUUCCGAGUGAAGUUAUUAAGUAUGUCUUCACAGGAAUGCACAGUAUGAAAGAUACAUUACCAGGUACAGAGAAAUAUGCAAACUGUGCAUACCUGUCUAUUAAGAAUCUGUGGAGGGAUGGCAACGAUAUGUUGAACUUAAUAAUGAAAUGGAUGCAAGGGGGGAAAUGUGGGAGAAAGAUGGACGACGUAGACACAAAAGGAUGGUGUAAAGGAGGAGGGAAUAAGCUCAGUAAUGUAAAGCUAAGUCGAAAGGAUAAUGCUAAUUGGGAUAAUAAUGCAAAUGCAGCAUUAAAUGAAUUCAUGGAGGAAUUGAAGGAGGGAUCCGAAAUAGUGAAUAUAUUGAAAGCAGAUCAAGGAAAUUUUGGAGAUAAAAUUAAAGAAGUGAAGAAGAAGGUAGAGAUGAAGAAGCAGUCUCUCUUAGACUUUGGUCCAUCACUCCCCGCCUCCGACGGUAAGGAGGAGAAAGGGGGUGAGGAAAGUCAAGAAAAAGGAACAAAAAAAAGUGACUCAGAGAAACCAGCACACGCAGUACCCAUACCAGAGAAACCACAACCAAAACCAGCAGGGACGAAGGACACUGCUCAAACAGAGGACACAGGUAAGAGUACAACAUCUCCUAAAAAGAAACCUACUAAGGAGCAGUGUGCUAGUGGACAGGUAGAUGGUGACGGGGAGGAAGCUAUGAAAUGUCUUAGUCUGGACGGAGAUGGUGAUCCGCUAUCAACAGAACCAUCCGUUGCUCUUCCUGAUGAGGACCAGGAAGCUAAACCUGGAGGGGUUGGUCCUGUUGGUAGAGCAGGUAGUUCACCAGAUGAUAGUAAUCCUCAAGGGACGGUUGACCUAAAAGAUCCACAAAUAGAUAUAAAGGUUCCCAAAGUGGAUAUAUCACGCCCGAAGGUAGACAUAUCGGUUCCCACUGUAGGAGAAGGGAGUCCGGCCGCAUCAACUCCUCAUACUCCACAGGCACCGGAUAAUGAAAUGAAAGUUAGUGCAUCUCCCCCAACGCCGGAAUUAACAUCAGGGGGUAUAAGCUCAGGAAAAGCAUUUCCAUCAACGAAAACUGCAAUACAUAAUCCAUCACCCCGAAUUCAACCUGGAACCAGGGAUGAAGAGAAUAUAGGGGACUCUACCAUCCCCUCUAUUCCCUUAAUCCCUGUCUUCAUUGGAACUGUCGUUAUUGGUUAUCUUCUUACCAAGUACUUUGGAAUGCUUGGUAAGGGAAGAAAGCGUUACAGAAGAGCUCCUCAAAUACGUGGUCCUCCUUUAGAAGAACAACCUCUUGAUUACGUGGAUCAGCAGGAUGGUCCACAUGAAUAUACCUUAGUAAGGGAACGAAAACAACCAAGAUCAACACCACAGAAAAGAAGGAAACAAGUUGGUAAGCGUGGUGUAGGUCGUCGUACCAUUAUUGAUAUUCAUUUAGAAGUCUUAGACGAAUGUCAAAAGGGGGACACCAAACUGGUUCAGGAGGACUUUUUUGAAAUUUUGGUUCAAGAAUUUAUGGGUUCCGGCUUUAUAGAAGAAGAAAAUGCUCCUAAAGAGAAGGUUCUAAGUUCAUAUUCCGGGUUUAGGGAGGAAGACUUUUUUCCGUAA